Messenger RNA from Talaromyces proteolyticus, 601 nucleotides. RefSeq lists its product as uncharacterized. Bases 95 to 496 code for a protein of 133 amino acids. NCBI's taxonomy places the organism in Eukaryota, Fungi, Ascomycota, Eurotiomycetes, Eurotiales, Trichocomaceae. The record is from RefSeq and is a predicted model, not a curated record. The transcript is spliced from 2 exons.
GAUUGGGCACGCAAUCUCAACACUCCAAUUGAUCUUGUGUUUUCUGACGAAAAUAGCCCUAACAAUCCAACGGAUUAAGAAUACAAAAGACAAAAUGAGUGCAAACGCCCCCAGAUACGUAUACAAGCUUGUCCCAUCGACCGCACCCAUUCCCGAGACUUUACCGGACCAACUGCCUGUCAGCGAUCUGGAUCAACGAUCGGGAUUCGUUCAUCUCUCCUCAGCAACCCAGAUCCCCAAUACGCUCAAGUUCUUCUUCAAAAACGAGCCCCUCGUUUACGUGCUCCGGAUUGUGUAUGACAAAGUAGAGAAAGAUAUUCGGUGGGAAAGCCCCGAUGCUACGGUAUGCGGGCCACGGGGAGGCGAAGGAAUGUUUCCGCACCUCUACAAUGGCCUUAAGCUCGGCAAAGAUGAGAUCGAGAGCGUGGCUACAUGGAAGAACGUAGAUGGCUGGGAUGAUGCAUUGCAGAACGCAGGAUCUUGGCUUAUUUAUUAGAGAAACGUUCGAUUUGUUAAUUUUGAUUGAUGUCAGCAACCCUGAGUAUUUUGAAGUGAUUAAUGAUAGAGUGGAAUAUACAUGCUUUCCCUAUUUCUAGCAAAA